Molecule: messenger RNA, 3780 nt
Organism: Aureococcus anophagefferens
Lineage: Eukaryota; Pelagophyceae; Pelagomonadales; Pelagomonadaceae
Exons: 13
Coding region: 54-3500 (1148 amino acids)
Biological process (GO): DNA-templated transcription
Cellular component (GO): RNA polymerase I complex; nucleus
Molecular function (GO): DNA-directed RNA polymerase activity; ribonucleoside binding; DNA binding
Source: RefSeq, a predicted model, not a curated record
CUUGUAUCAUUCCUUAAUAUCUGCUAACUAGACACCCACCCGAUUCAUCGAUAAUGGCAUCUCCUCUUACACCCGCCCAGCCGCAUAUACAGAGCUUUAAUCAAUUCAUGGACGAGACUCUAGCCAUUGGCGUGACUGGUGUUCCUCCGCAGAAGUUCGUGCUCGAAGGUCCGUCGAAAGAAAGACUCCAUGUUUCGUUCUGCGUCGCAUCAGUGAAUAUCGGGCACCCAACAGUUCUUGACGAUGAUUUUGUCAGCGUGAUUCAUUUAACUCCAAGGGAAUCUCGUGAAUGCAAAGUAACGUAUUCGGCUCCGAUGGAUGUAACAUUCGAAUGUUGUGUGGACGGUCGCACUGUUGAAAUUUUUACCAGGUCCAUUGGACACUUGCCUAUCAUGGUCCUCUCACAUAGAUGUCACCUCUGGGGAUUGAAGAAAAAUGGGUUAAUCUCGAGUCGGGAGGAGGAUUUUGAAUAUGGUGGAUACUUUAUUGUGAAUGGGCUUGAAAAAAUUCUUCGGUUACUUCAGGUCGUUCCUAUGAGAAACAUGGCUCUAGCAAUCAAGCGCCCUGCGUACCGAAAUCGAGGAACUUUCUUCACAGAGUAUGCUGUGAUGAUGCGUUGCGCGAGGCCAGAUCAAUCAACAUGCACAAUCACCUUGCAUUAUCUCUCUAAUGGAACUUUGCGCUUGCGUGUUUCUAUACGAAAGCAAGAAAUGAUGAUCCCGCUAUGUAUCAUACUCAAAGCGUUGCAGCCUGGAAUCUCAGAUCGAGUUGUGUAUGCCCAGAUUAUUGGUGAUUCUGGAGGCGCAAUCAAUGCACUUGGUGCUCCACAGGUUGAGCGCAUGCUGCGUGAUCAUGCCAUGGCGCCAUACUUUGAAGAAAACGACCAUAGUUCUAAGAGUGCUAUCUCCAUCCUUGGUUCCAUGUUUUUGAAUUUCUUUUUUGGUUACUUCCCUGAGGGGACUGACAACGCCACGGUUGGUCAAUUUUUCAUACGAAGAUUCAUUGCGGUCCACGUGGACGAUUUCCUAAGCAAGCACGAUGUGCUCGUGCUCAUGGCUCGAAAGUUGUGCUGUUUUGCACGAAAUGAAUGCUGUGAAGACAAUAUUGACUCUCUAGGUUACCAAGAAUUGCUAUUACCAGGGCACCUUUUAAGCGCGUUUGUGACAGAAAAGCUGGGAGAGUCGCUCACUCAAGCCGCAUCACAUGUGCAGCGGGAAGCCCGCAUUGAUUUCGAUGAUAUUGCAUCAAAACUGCGAUACGAACCACUAGCCUACUGUGGCAAGACCAUUGGCCGGUACAGUGGAAUUAUAUGCGACAAAGUUUCGUCCCUUCUUGCGUCUGGAAACCUUGUUUCUUCUAGUGGCUUAGACCUUCAACAGACAACAGGCUUUGCAAUUGUCGCUGAGCGGUUGAACAAGUGGCGAUACUUCAGCCACUUCCGCUCUGUGCAUAGAGGGCAGUUCUUCACAACAAUGAAAACUACAGCUGUCCGAAAACUGCUUCCGGAGGCUUGGGGUUUCCUUUGUCCUGUACACACACCUGAUGGUGGACCGUGCGGAUUAUUAUCUCACCUCACAGCAAGAGCUCAUAUCAUAUGCUCGAGAAGUAAUAGUAUACAUGCCCACUCGAGACUACUUGACAUUAUCGUUUCGCUUGGUAUGGCACCCAAUCAUACUAGCAGUUGCGGGAUUGAUUGCACGUUUCUCGUGCUAUCACGGCAAAGGAUUUGUGACUCGACCCUCAAUAUAUGCCUCGAUGGUGUUUUGUUGGGCUCUGCACCUUGUCUUGUCUGCGCAAAGAUUUCUGAUGCACUGCGUCGACUUAAGGCGAACUCUGCCUUCCGUUUAGGAUUGGAUCCAACUCUGGAAAUAGCAUUCAUUGAUCAAGGGCCUACAAAUUCAUCUCCUUUUCCUGGAUUAUAUCUAUUUUCACAGGCAGCGCGAUGCGUGCGCCCAGUCAUACAGUGCGGCACUGAAUCCAAAAUUGAAUUGAUUGGUCCAUUUGAGCAAAUGACGUUACAGAUAGCAUGCAACUUUCGAGGCUUGAAAUCGGGGGUCGGGGACACAUCUCCGUCUGGAGCUUCGGCAGAGACCCAUGCAGAAAUCGACCCCAGUAAUAUGCUUUCCGUUCUAGCGUCACUCACACCUUUCUCCGACUUCAAUCAUAAACUGUACCGCAUUUUGACUCCACAAGCUCCACUAGUCUGCACUCAUGAUUAUACCACGUCCAAUUUUAAUCUUUAUGCGCAAGGAACAAAUUCAGUAGUUGCAGUUAUCUCGUACACCGGCUAUGACAUGGAAGAUGCCAUGAUCAUAAACAAGUCAGCAUAUCAACGCGGCUUUGGUCAUGGUGUUGUUUACAAAAACGUCAUUGUUGAUCUUGAUUUGGAGGCUGACCGUCGAAGAGACCAGAGCCAAAGUGAGCCGGCAGACUUUCUCCUCUUCGGUAGCCCUCCACCGAUCUCUACUCAGAAAACUACCAGUUACAUCGGCGAGGACGGCUUGCCUGAAAUUGGACAAAAAAUUUGCCAUGGAGACUCUCUUUGGUGCGCAUUUUAUGAGCUUUCAUGCAAAAAAGUAAUUGGCGUGCAUAAAGAUGCUGAGACUGCAUAUGUCGAUGCUGUGCGAUUUAUAGGGCAUGCCAACAAGGGCCAGAAGUCUAUCCAAAGGAAAGCAAGCAUCACAUUGCGCUUUCCUCGGAAUCCCGUGAUCGGAGAUAAAUUUUCUUCACGUCAUGGUCAAAAAGGAGUACUCUCUGUUUUGUGGCCAGAGUGCGACAUGCCAUUCACCGAAUCGGGGAUCACUCCCGAUAUAUUAAUCAAUCCACAUGCGUUUCCUUCGCGCAUGACCAUUGGAAUGCUGGUCGAAUCUAUGGCUGGAAAGUCUGCAUCAUUGCAGGGGAACCACCAAGAUGGCACACCCUUUAUUUUUCAUGGAGAUUGCAACGCCAUAGAUUAUUUUGGUAGCCAGCUAUGUGCAGCAGGUUACGAAUAUUUUGGGUCUGAGGCCGUCUACUCUGGCUUUUCAGGCCUCCUGGUGCGCAUGCAAAUAUUUAUUGGGGUAGUAUACUAUCAACGAUUGCGCCACAUGGUAUCCGACAAGUCGCAAGUGCGCUCAACAGGACCUGUACACCAGCUGACACAUCAGCCCAUUAAGGGUCGAAAACGUCAUGGGGGAAUCAGGCUAGGGGAGAUGGAGAGGGAUGCUCUCCUUGCGCAUGGCGUUGCUUUCCUCCUUCAUGAUCGUCUAGUGUUCUGUUCAGAUGGCCACCGUGCGCGUGCAUGUGCAAAUCAAAAUUGUGGCUCAUUACUGACGCCACAACGCUGUCCAACGACAUUCGCGACUGGCACGGCUAGGGGCUGCGAUGAAAGUUUUACCUGCUGCGAAUGCGGGGGUGUGCACUUCUUUACUCUCGCAAUGCCAUAUGUAUACAGGUACCUCACUAACGAGUUAGCAGGCAUGAACAUCAAACUCAAUUUGGCGCACUUUGACUGGCAGUAGUGAUAGCAAACUGAGACCUCGGCGUCUUGGGCCUCUGAAGCGGCGCCAAGUAUAGGCCAAAGAGCGGCCGAAAGCUGGCUGCCCGAUCACCCUUAACGGAAAUCGCGAUGAAUGGAACCACGAAACACAGAUGGGAGCAGGGCAAUGGUACGCACCUCGCUUUUGGUUUUUCUAGCCCCCCAAGCGCCCAGUGGGGUGGUACUCGGGCUUUGGGUGGCCUAAGAUGAGUAUACUGAGAAUAGGAUUGAGGUAGGCAUUAGUAACAGACAUUAGUAAAUGG